AGCUAGCAUGGCGGCGGUGAUAAAGGAAAAACCCCAGCUGCAGUUUGACGAGCGAUGGCCCAAAAUGCGGCCGACGAUAUUGAAGCUGCUUCACCAGGAUCCAAUCACGAGAGACGAAUGGCAGGGUUUGUUCUGGGACAUCCAUGCAGUGUGCCUAUGGGAUGAGCGUGGACCUUCAAAGCUCUAUGCCGCUCUUCAGGAAGACAUCCUUGAAUUCAUUAGCGUUGCACAGAGGCGUGUGCUUGAACAUCAGGAGGACCAGGCCUUGCUGAACGCGUACAUCAAGGAGUGGCGAAAGUUCUUCGUCCAGUGCAGCUACCUGCCCAUGCCUUUCGGGCAGCUGGAGACCGUGCUGGCCGGUAAGAGCCUGAAGAAAACCGAGGAGGGCCUCGUUCGUAAGCUCAUGCUCGACACCUGGAACCAGAGCAUCUUCUCGACCAUCAAGGGUCGUCUGCAAGCAAGUGCAAUGAAGCUGGUGCACGCAGAGAGGAUGGGUGAGGCCAUUGACUCCCAGCUGGUUGUUGGUGUGAGGGAGUCGUACGUGAACCUAUGUUCUAACCCAGAAGACAAGUUGCAGAUCUAUCGGGAAAACUUCGAGCGGGCUUACAUCGAAGCAACUCGGCAGUUCUACCGGGCACAAGCACCUCAGUACCUAGAAGAAAACGGAGUCCAGAACUACAUGAAGUAUGCAGAACAGAAGCUGAAGGAAGAGGAGCAGCGUGCUGCGAAGUACUUGGAGUCGCAGUCGGGAUCGGUGCCCGCUUUGACGGAGUGCUGCGUCAGUGUCCUGGUGACGGCCUUCAGGGAACCCAUCCUCGCCGAGUGUCCCGGCAUGAUUCGUGCCGGCCAAACCCUCAAGCUGCAGCUUAUGUUCGGACUCAUGGAUCGUGUGCCCGAUGGUGUGCUGCCCAUGCUACACGACCUUGAACAGCAUGUCCUUUCCCAGGGCCUGGCUGACAUGCUCGCCUCGGCUGACAUCAUUACCCAGGACUCCGAAAAGUAUGUAGAGCAACUCUUGGACCUCUUUCAAAGGUUCAGCAAACUAGUCAAAGAAGCAUUCAAUGAUGACCCUAGGUUCCUUACAGCACGUGAUAAAGCAUUUAAACAGGUUGUGAACGAUACCUCUGUGUUUCGUCUUGAGCUUCCUUCUAAACAAAAAGGGGUUGCAAACAAGACGCAGCCUGAGUCCAGAUGUCCAGAGCUUCUGGCCAACUAUUGUGACAUGUUACUACGCAAGACCCCUCUUAGCAAAAAGCUGACAUCCGACCAAAUCGAAGCCAAGUUAAAAGAAGUGUUACUGGUGCUAAGAUAUGUUCAAAACAAGGAUGUGUUUAUGCGAUAUCACAAGGCCCACCUCACAAGAAGACUGAUCUUGGACUCGUCAGCUGACAGUGAGAAGGAGGAAAACAUGGUUGAGUGGCUAAGGGAUGUAGGUAUGCCUGCAGACUAUGUGAACAAGCUAGCGAGAAUGUUCCAGGACAUGAAAGUCAGUGAAGACUUAAAUCAACAGUUCAAGGAUGUGCACAGAAACAGCAACGAGUUGUUGGCUGACUCAAUCAACAUCAAGAUUCUAAAUGCUGGUGCAUGGGCUCGAGGCAGCGAGCGCGUUCAAGUUUCACUACCUCUUGAGCUGGAAGACUUCAUUCCGGAAGUGGAGGAGUUUUAUCGGCGGAAGCACAGCGGCCGGAAGCUACAGUGGUACCACCACAUGUCCAAUGGAACGAUCACCUUUUGUAAUCAAGUGGGCAAGUUUGACCUGGACGUGACGACGUUCCAAAUGGCUGUUAUGUUUGCCUGGAACCAGCGACCUAAUGAGCGCAUCUCUUUUGAAAACCUCCGACUCGCCACCGAGCUUCCAGAUGCUGAACUUCGGCGGACACUCUGGUCUCUGGUUGCAUUUCCCAAAUUGAAACGGCAAGUCCUUCUGUGUGGAUUUGAGGCCAAGUCACCUAAGGACUUUGACGAUGGCACCCAAUUUUGGGUGAACCAAGAAUUUGGAGUCAUAAAAAAUGGCAAAGUUCAAAAGCGAGGUAAAGUCAACCUAAUAGGAAGGCUUCAGCUAUCAACGGAGAAGAGCAAAGAGGAGGAUAAUGAAAGUAUUGUUCAACUAAGAAUAUUAAGAACGCAAGAGGCAAUUGUGAAAAUCAUGAAGAUGCGCAAGCGAAUCACCAAUGCCCAACUGCAGACAGAGCUGGUGGAAAUUUUGAAGAACAUGUUCCUGCCUUCGAAGAAAAUGAUCAAGGAGCAGAUUGAGUGGCUCAUAGAGCACAAGUACAUGCGUAGGGACGAAGAGAACAUCAACGAGUUCAUCUACAUGGCCUGAUCCAGCCACAUGUGCCGGCGCAGUGGUUUCCGAACAGUGCGCGCACACGCUCGUAUGGACCAGUCGAGUGCUGCGAAAGUUCGCCCGGUUUUUAUCCAACCGUCACCCCCUUCUAAGUCUAGGCUUCAGGACAACUCGUCAAUCACAGCGGCGGCCAUCUUGCCAAGGAACGCUGUACACUGUUUUCAUAGGAAAGUUGUUUUACAUGAAAAGCUUUCUUUCUUUUUUUUUUUUUUUUUUGAGGAUGUGACGACACUGGUUAGACUCAUUCAUCUGUAGUACUGGAAUUUCAUGUUGCAAGUGAGCCAAUUCAUUGUUUUACAUAUUUUGGUUGAACUCAUCUGAUCAAGUGCGAGAAUGCCACACAACGUGAACAAAGUUGCCUGUUUUGUGUCACCUUUUCUGAAGGGUGGUUAGAUACUUUGCUAAAGGAAUGUUGCUACUUUCAGUGCUCGCGUCUGUUGCCAACAGAUUUGAGUAUUUUUUUAAAUGCUUCGAGAGUUACUUUUCUGAACACUUGGAAAAGCGGCGACACAUGGAAGCAUUCGGCAUUGUACUACGUCGGGUUUUGAUGGUACUGCAGCCGACUUGAUCUGUACAGUUGCUUGAACAGAAACGUUCAGGUUUCACUGGCAUGCCCUCUUCCACAGGCACAGACGGCAAAUGUGCAUGCUUACCCGACACCAGCUGCAAGCCAUUUGAGAAUCUGUAGGUUAUGUGUUGCUAAGCAACGUAGUGGGAGUUCUCUAGGAAUAUGUACUGAAUGUUGAGUUGAAAAGGUAGCCCAGUAUAAAUGCCUCGUCUUGGUAAACUUCUCACUUGAUUGCAUUCAAAUUUUGCUUGGAGCUGGCAUUGGAUGGUGCUGUUUUAUACCACGUUUGAAUGCUGUAUGUGCAUUCUCCACAAUAAGUUAGAGUUGCAGGCAACGUGGUGUAGUUUAUUCUUCAGGGCAGCAGGUGGCACCCCUGAUAACACACGUUUAAUCUGGCAUUGCCACAUGACAUGCACUUCUGAUUUAUUCUGGAAAUGCUAGUACCGAAUCUAAACAUAAUAAGCAAAACAUUCACUGCCACUUCACCAUAAAAUUUGAAAACAAUCAGCAGUUAGUUUGGCCAGAAAAGAAACUUGUACAGGGGGCAUUCUUGUCAACGCGUUUAGUACAACCUGGCGCUAUUUGUCUGAGUAAACACUCAGUUAUCUGAAA
Molecule: messenger RNA, 3527 nt
Organism: Dermacentor andersoni
Lineage: Eukaryota; Metazoa; Arthropoda; Arachnida; Ixodida; Ixodidae
Gene: Cul5
Product: cullin 5
Biological process (GO): ubiquitin-dependent protein catabolic process
Cellular component (GO): cullin-RING ubiquitin ligase complex
Molecular function (GO): ubiquitin protein ligase binding
Source: RefSeq, a predicted model, not a curated record